Scheffersomyces amazonensis is the source of this 660-nucleotide messenger RNA. RefSeq lists its product as uncharacterized. The transcript has a single exon. Lineage: Eukaryota; Fungi; Ascomycota; Pichiomycetes; Serinales; Debaryomycetaceae. Bases 1 to 660 code for a protein of 219 amino acids. The record is from RefSeq and is a predicted model, not a curated record.
AUGGUGACGUGGUUGGAGGAAGUACUGAGAGCACUAGAUGAAAGGGAUGAGUUUGAAAAGGCAGAUUCUAAAUAUCAUAGUGCAUUUAUGCAAUUAAAUGAACAGUUACAGUUGGAACGAUCAUUUAGAAAUCAGCAAUUACAAGAAAAUAAUAAUCGUAGUAAAGAUAAUAAUAAUGAAAAUCUGAAAAUAUCCGGAACAGAUGGGAAUGGUUUUAAUUCUGGUAAUGAAACUAAUGAUAAAUAUAAUUCCCUUGAAGCUCAAACUAUUUUAAAGGAAGAUAUACGAUUAAGACAAGAAAAUCAAGAAUUAAUAGAUAGUCUUAAUCGAGUUACAGUAAAAUCAGAACGACUUGAAACUCUAUUAAAGGAUUAUAAUUCUGAAAUAAAGAAAUAUGAAAGAAAGAUUAAUCGUCUAAAAAGAGAUAUAGAAGCUUUAAAUUUACAAAUGGAAGAAAAGAAUAAAUUAAUUCUUAUGUCUAAUGAAGAAGUAUUAUCAAAGAAUCUUGAACUUAAUAUGAAUAAACAAACCAUUUUUGCUCUACGGAAAGAUAUUUUAUCUUUAAAACGUGAUAUUGCCGAUCAGGAAUCGAAUAAUUACUUUAUUAAAAAGAAACUUGAUUUAGUCAAUGAACAACUAUCAAAUAGAUCUCAGACGUAG